Molecule: messenger RNA, 2447 nt
Organism: Priapulus caudatus
Lineage: Eukaryota; Metazoa; Priapulida; Priapulimorpha; Priapulimorphida; Priapulidae
Product: solute carrier family 23 member 2-like
Biological process (GO): transmembrane transport
Cellular component (GO): membrane
Molecular function (GO): transmembrane transporter activity
Source: RefSeq, a predicted model, not a curated record
GCCGUCGCCGGUAAACUUUGUUGUUUACUUUUGUGUAAAACUGUUGUGUUCGUCGACGUUGUAAUGUAAAGUUAGUUGACUUUCCUUGAGUUUCAAAUUCGGCAGGAAUACGUCUGUGAACUUAUAUUACUAAAGCAAAGGUAGUGUGUCUGAGAAUUGAGUCAUUGGUAAAACGUUACGUUACUCGCUUCCCACGGAGUUAUGACGAAAACAGCUCAAUGCGUCACGACCACGCUCAACUUCUUUCUGCCUCUGCUGACCGCCUGGAUGGGUUACGUUGUCAUUAUCGUUCACGUAUGGAUGUCGAAAUCCAAGCCGCCUGCUGCUGCCAUGGCUCGCAAGACGACGGGGAUGGAUCUACUGUACAGCAUCGAGGAUAGGCCGCCCUGGUAUCUCUGCAUCCUCCUCGGCUUCCAGAAUGAAAACAAACGCGGAUCAAUUGAUAUUGGAGAGAAUAUGGAAGCGAGAAUGCGCGAGAUUCAAGGCUCCAUCAUCGUAGCGUCGUUCUUCCAGAUCGUCAUAGGGAUGACGGGCGCCGUCGGUCUGCUGCUACGCUUUAUCGGCCCGCUAGCGAUAAUGCCCUGCAUCUCACUAAUAGGACUGACUCUGUUCGAGCCAGCCGGGGCUUUCGCAUCCAAGCAGUGGGGCGUCUCGUGUUUGACGAUGGCUCUCAUAUUUAUCUUCUCUCAGUAUCUGCGGAACGUCAAUGUGCCUUGCUUUGGCUACACGUCGGAUCGGGGCUGCGGCCGUCUGACCUUUCCUUGCUUCAAGAUGUUUCCCGUCAUCCUAUCGGUCGUCAUCGUCUGGAUGUUCUGCGCGAUUCUGACGGUAGCUGGCGCUCUCGGCGAUACUCCGGACGAGAUGGGCUACCACGCGCGCACCGACAUCCGACUGGAUGUCCUUCAGAACACCGCCUGGUUUCGCUUCCCCUACCCAGGUCAGUGGGGCCUUCCGACAGUGAGCACCGCAGGCGUGUUCGGCAUGCUGGCGGGUGUCAUGGCGUCGAUGCUCGAGUCGAUCGGAGACUACUUUGCAUGCGCGCGUCUGUGCGCCGCGCCGCCGCCGCCGGUGCAUGCUAUUAACCGCGGCGUGCUGGUAGAGGGCGUUGGCUGCGUGCUCGGCGGUGUGUGGGGAUCGAGUAACGGCACGACGUCAUACAGUGAGAAUGUCGGAGCCAUCGGCAUAACAAAGGUGGGCAGCAGGCUGGUGGUGCAGACAGCAGCAGUCAUCAUGAUACUGCUUGGCAUGCUCAGCAAGUUCGGAGCGCUCUUCGUCACGAUGCCAGACCCGAUCAUCGGCGGAGUCUUCUGCGUCAUGUUUGCUGCAUUCACCGCCGUAGGUAUUUCGAAUCUGCAGUACGUUGACAUGAACUCCACGCGAAACAUGUCUAUUCUCGGAUUCUCACUCUUCAUGGGUCUCGUUCUUCCAGAGUGGCUGAAGAGCAACACAGAUGCACUCCGUACCGGGAACGCCGCGUUCGACCAGAUUCUGUACGUGCUGCUCAGCACGGGCAUGUUCGUCGGUGGCGUGCUCGGAUUUAUCCUCGACAACACCAUCCCAGGCACCGUAGAGGAGCGAGGACUCGCAGAGUGGAGGAAGCAAAUCGACAGCACAACCCCGAGCGACGCCACGACGAACGUCGACGGUGGCGCCACCGCGGGCGACGGUGGCGCCGCCGCCGACAGCAGCUACGACUUCCCGCUCUGCAUGCCAGCGAUCCGUCGCGCGAGACCGCUCAGGUUCGUUCCCGUCUGCCCGACGUUCUCACUCGACGGGCUCAGCUGCCGGCGGACACAGCCUGCCGAGGCCCAGAGCGUCUCCAUGCUCGGGUCGGUCGCUACGGAUACGACCGACAUCACGAAGUUCUGAGACAGGGGGCGCUACGGAGGAGGCCGUUCGGAGGAAUCUCAGCGAGCGAAGCACGGGUCGAGAGAUCGCACGUAAUUUUUCCGUCGCAUUUGACGAUUCUGGCGGAUAUUAACAGCGGUGAAUAAUGACAAAUUUAGACAAUUUGAAAUUGAAAUUGCAAUCGAAUUGCAUUUGAAUUGCAUUCUGAAAUUGACGAUUUGUCAUUAUUCGCCCCCGAUGUUAAGUUGCGAUUGCUGGAAAUGGAUCCACCGUUUCACGUGUGGUCGUCUGACCCACGAAAUAUUCACAUUGAGGUUUUAUACACCUUGAGAGAAUCCAUUAGUGUGCCAGGGGACCGAACUCUCAUAGUCUUUGGCGUGAGAGGUGGACGUGUUAGCCACUGGCUAACCACACAGAAGAGAGAAUAUCAUUUUAUGUCUUCUAUAUUUUAUUCUACACACUAUGUAAUAUAUACAUUUAUAGUCCACACACUUAUUACUAACAUGCACAUGUUCUCGUCUACCCCCGUGAAUUGCGAAAGUAUUUAAUUGAAAAUGCUCAAUUUUAAUUAUGGGAUGAGGGUGUUUUUUAUUGUGUAG